Molecule: messenger RNA, 894 nt
Organism: Alternaria incomplexa
Lineage: Eukaryota; Fungi; Ascomycota; Dothideomycetes; Pleosporales; Pleosporaceae
Exons: 3
Coding region: 1-894 (297 amino acids)
Biological process (GO): mitochondrial citrate transmembrane transport
Source: RefSeq, a predicted model, not a curated record
AUGGUUUCAGGCGGCGAUGACAAGAACACACCUGCGGUAGUCUCUCUGGUCGCCGGCGGCAUAGCUGGCGGUGUGGAAGGCUUUCUUUCGUAUCCUCUAGAGUUUGCGAAAACGCGUGUGCAGUUAAGAGCUGAGAAGGGCGUGCCGACGCCGCGAAAUCCCUUCCUAGUCGUGACCCAAGUCUAUCAGAAUGAAGGCAUUAGAGCGCUAUACAAAGGCUGCGGAGCGCUGGUCUUUGGCUCAGUAGGCAAAGACGCCGUCCGCUUUCUUUUCUUCGACCAGAUCAAAUCAUCUUUUGCCGACCCAGAGACGGGCACGCUCUCCCCUCUGCGCAAUUUGUUGGCCGGCAUGACUGCGGGAGUAAUCGCGUCGAUCACCGCAGUUACACCCACAGAGCGCAUCAAGACUGCCCUCAUCGACGAUGCCAGGAACGAAAGGCGCUUUCGGUCCGGUUUCCACGCUACCACCACCAUUUGGAAGGAACACGGUAUCCUCGGUUUAUACCGCGGGUUCGCAGGCACUACCCUGAAACAAGCAUCAGCAACGGCGUUCAGAAUGGGGACCUACAACAUCCUCAAGGAUUAUGAGAAGGCCAAGAAUAUCGAACAAAAUACGCUGGUGAACUUCGCGAACGGAUCAGUAGCAGGCGUUGUGACAACGCUUGCAACGCAGCCUUUUGACGUUAUUAAGACGCGUUCACAGAGUGCGAAAGGCACGAGUACUGCUGAGGCUGUAAAGAGUGUUUUGUUGGAUUACGGGAUCAAGGGUUUUUGGAAAGGCACGACGAUGAGGUUGGGUCGCACGGUGUUUAGUGGAGGUAUUCUAUUCACAAGCUACGAGGCUGCUGUGAAGAUCAUCCUGCCGUUAUAUCCUGGCACAAAGCAGGCUGAGUAA